AUGAAGAAGUUUCGGGCUGGGCGAAGAUGGCUCAAGAGCAAGUUCCACCGAAGCUGCUCAGAAGCGCCAGCGCAGGAGAGAAAGAUCGUCAUCGGACCACCAACCAACUUCCGUCGUGAAAAUAUCACCCUCGGUACCGAUGUUGAUGGGAACACCAUUCUGGUCGAGCGGGCUCGAGAGGAUGCGCAGGCAAUGCAUAGAGCAGCCCAAGUCAAGCGUGUGAACCGAUCUGCCUGA
Capronia coronata CBS 617.96 is the source of this 237-nucleotide messenger RNA. RefSeq lists its product as uncharacterized. The transcript has 3 exons. Bases 1 to 237 code for a protein of 78 amino acids. NCBI's taxonomy places the organism in Eukaryota, Fungi, Ascomycota, Eurotiomycetes, Chaetothyriales, Herpotrichiellaceae. The record is from RefSeq and is a predicted model, not a curated record.